AUGAAACAAUGGAGGGAGGAGGAGGACGUGGAGGACGUGGAGGACGUGGAGGACGUGGAGGACGUGGAGGACGUGGAGGACGUCAUGGAGGGCGACUUUAGGGCUGUCGAGGACGACGGGUGGGGGCCUUACGGUUACAGCAUCUUGUACAAGCAUCAGAUCAGCCUCCUGUCAUCCAUCGCCCUCUGCUCCCUCCUCUCCACCAGCUACGUGGCAUCCCUCUACCUCUGGCGGGAUGCGCUGAAGAUUCCCCGCAACCACCCGACCUCGAUCCGCCAGAGGAUCGUCAGUGUCUCCGUCGUCGCCCUCCUCUCCCCCGCUGUUGUCUGCUGCUUCCUCGAUGGAGGUCAAGGGAACUGCAACAUGGACAAGAUCUUGAGGGUAGUCGGCCUCAAGAACGACGAUGGUCCUCAACCUGACGGACCUGCUCCUCCACAGCUCCUGGAGGUGUUUCAGUGCUGGUGGGAUGCGAACAGGGUCAGGAAUCUCAUCGUUGGCCCAGUCACAGAGGAGAUCGUCUUUCGUUCCUGCAUGCUCCCGCUCCUCCUCGAGGCAGGGAUGAAACCUGGCCUUGCAAUCUUCAUCUGCCCCUUGUUCUUCGGAUCAGCGCAUGUUCACCAUGGGUAUCAGCUAAUGCUGGAGGGCCACAUGAAGAAGAACGUCGCCAUCAUCGUCAUCUUUCAGUUCUGCUUCACCACAGUCUUUGGGGCCUUCGUUUCCUACGUGUUCCUGCGCACGGGACAGCUCCUAACCAUUAUCUUGAUACACUCGUUCUGCAACAUGAUGGGCUUUCCCGCCUUCAGCGAGAUGUUCUCUCAUGCUUAUCGAUGGCUCAUCUGCCCCUGUCUCGUCGUUGGUCUCUUCGUCUUUAUCAGAAUGUUUGGUUCAUGGACCAUCUGA
This is a messenger RNA of Guillardia theta CCMP2712, 900 nucleotides long. RefSeq lists its product as hypothetical. The record is from RefSeq and is a predicted model, not a curated record. Gene Ontology annotation, molecular function: metalloendopeptidase activity. Gene Ontology annotation, cellular component: endoplasmic reticulum membrane. NCBI's taxonomy places the organism in Eukaryota, Cryptophyceae, Pyrenomonadales, Geminigeraceae. The coding region runs from base 1 to 900 and encodes 299 amino acids. The transcript is spliced from 15 exons. Gene Ontology annotation, biological process: CAAX-box protein processing.